ACAAAACAGGCACUUCCGGAGCUCAAUUAGAUUAAUUGGACAGCUACCUGCGUGAAGGCGGGUCCUAAAUGAGUCGAAGUAACGCGUGGUUUGGUGAAAGCUUUGUGCCGUUAGGAUAAUCAAGAAUAACAUGGAGGCAGUUUUGGGAAUGUACUCCUACCCCAAAGAGCUGGCUGAUGUUUUUGCAGAGGAGUCGGAAAAUGACCGAACAUUUUAUGGUUUUUCUGACUUUGAAGUCGACGACCUCUGCGACCAAAAAUCAUAUUUGGAGGAUGGAUUUGAAGCCCAGCCUGACCCCACUCCGCAGCAGCAAGACUCCUCCAAGCCAGCCACUGCCCAGCCCUUCAGGCUGAGGGUGGCUCUGCGUUUUGGCCCCUCUGCUCAUCACUCCACUGAUGAUGAGGAUGAGGAUGUACAGCAAAAAGAGAGAGUUGUGAAGAAGGGAGGAAAGACAGGCCAGGCCAAGACUGCAAAGAAGGACAGACAUGUUAAAUUUGAGGACGAAGAGAAACCAGUGGCACAGCCUCUGCCAUCUGCAAUGUCUGGCUCUGAUUCACAGGACGAAUCAGAUUCCUUCCUGGCCAAAAGAGAGCUGAACAUCAAGGCGAACAAAGCUAUGUUGGCUCAGCUGAUGGCAGACCUGCAGAAGAUGCCAGGAGGAGCAGGGUUUCUGCAAAAAAAAGCUGGCAAACGGCCAAAGGAGAAAAGCUCUCGCCCGCCACGCUCCGGUGUGACUGGAGGGGAGUCCAGGAGGAACCCAGAGCGGGUGUCCCGAAGGCGGACCCGCUCCAUGAAGGAAUCAGAGGAUGCUUCGACCCCUCAGGAGGCAGAGCUGGAGCUUAGCCUGGAGGAGGAGCUGUUGGAGGUCCGCCGAGCCCCACAGCGUCGUGGCACCCCACGGCCUAAUCAGAGCAAACCUCAUAUUAUACGUCCAGUAGAGGACAUCACAGAGGAUGAGCUUCAGCUGGUGGCAGACAACAUGACUGACAAAGUCUACAACAGAGUCACGGGCUCCACAUGUCACCAGUGCCGCCAGAAGACUGUUGACACCAAGACAUGCUGCCGCAGUGAGAGCUGCCGUGGGAUUCAGGGUCAGUUCUGUGGACCGUGUCUGAGGAACAGAUACGGAGAGGACGUGAAGAAGGCUCUGCUUGAUCCGGAGUGGCUGUGCCCUCCCUGCCGUGGCAUUUGCAACUGCAGCUUCUGCCGCCAGCGUGAGGGCCGCUGCCCCACUGGCAUCCUGUUUCCCCUGGCGCAGUACCAUGGUUUCUCUGAUGUCCACUCCUACCUCAGCAGCCUCCGCAACAAACUGAAGAAAGAGGAAGAGGAUGCAGACUUGUAAUUUCAAGACACUAGAGGGAGCAGCUGGUCAAUUCUUUUUCUGUACUUGUGUAGUUGUGUCAAGGUUUUACUGCUGGAAUGGAAGUUGUUUUUUAUCUGAAUAAACUAGUUUUUGAUCAUCUG
This is a messenger RNA of Myripristis murdjan (pinecone soldierfish), 1464 nucleotides long. Its product is annotated as cell division cycle-associated protein 7-like. The coding region runs from base 131 to 1342 and encodes 403 amino acids. The transcript has 9 exons. The record is from RefSeq and is a predicted model, not a curated record. Gene Ontology annotation, biological process: regulation of DNA-templated transcription. NCBI's taxonomy places the organism in Eukaryota, Metazoa, Chordata, Actinopteri, Holocentriformes, Holocentridae. Gene Ontology annotation, cellular component: nucleus.